CCUGCGUAUAGUUAAAUCACUCCAACUCCGCCUUCCCGGUCCGUGGAAGAACGGGAGGAAGGGAAUUGUUGCAAGCCUGUUGCUAUGGCCACGUAGCAGCGGGCUGAGCUGUUUGUGUGGCUGGAAUCCUGCUGCAUCAGCUGCUGCACGUAUUUAACUGGAUUUGGAGGAUGAAGUCCAGCCUAAUGCAUUUUGUUCCCCCAGUGAGCAGGGACAGAAUAAUCUCCCAGUUUCCCAAGUGGUACACACCUGAGGCCUGUCUGCAGCUUAAGGAGCACUUCCACACACAGGUCAGCACUGCCUGGCAGCAGAGCACUGCAGCAGCAGGGCUGAAAAUAUCCAAAGUGGUUGUGGUAGGAGACCUGUAUGUUGGGAAAACCAGUCUUAUCAACAGAUUUUGUAAAGAUAAUUUUGACCGAGACUACAAGGCAACCAUUGGAGUGGAUUUUGAAAUGGAACGUUUUGAGAUAAUUGGAAUCCCAUAUCAUCUCCAGAUAUGGGACACAGCAGGUCAGGAAAAGUUCAAGUGCAUUGCAUCUGCUUACUACCGAGGAGCAGAGGUUAUAAUAACAGUGUUUGAUCUGGCUGAUAUCCAAACUUUGGAUCACACCAAACAGUGGCUAGAAGAUGCAUUGAGGGAGAAUGAACCAGAUUCCAGCUUCAUCUUUCUAGUUGGAACAAAAAAAGAUUUGGUGUCAGAUGCUGUGUGUGAGAGGACAGAGCUGGAUGCCAUCCGCUUGGCCAAUGAGAUGCGGGCAGAAUAUUGGUCUGUCUCAGCCAAAACAGGGGAAAAUGUCAAAGAAUUCUUUUCCCGAGUUGCUGCCUUGGCCUUUGAACAGUCCAUGAUAAAGGAGCUGGAGAACACUCCUGGGCACAUGGCCCAAAUUGGGGCAGGAAAUCUCAUCAACCUGGAGAACAUUCUGGAAAUCCCAGAAGGCAACGCUCAAGUCAGCCCGAGUUGCUGCUAAUUGUCAACUGUUCCUUCAGGCCCUGUGCUUCUCUGCAGCACAGCACAGAGCACCUGCAGCAGUGCAAGCUCUCAGGCCAGAAACAGAGAGCUUUAAUUUGGGAAACAAGGCAGGAAAAACUCAGCCAAACUUCCCUUCUGAGAGUUCCCUUGCUGCUGCAGGCUCCUUGUGCAGGGUGGUACAAUUGUUACAUAAACCUUCCUCUGUGUAGUUGGAACACAACAUCCUUAAUGCAAGGAGACAUUGCCAGUGCCAUGUGCUCACCUGUCUGCCAGAAAUGCUUGUAGUCAAAAAUGAUGUCAUUUUAGUGUGUUGUUCUUUGAUAAUUCUCUAGAAAUCUUAGAUAGUGAAGUUGCAUUCUCAUGGGGGCAGGAAAAAAGUGGCAGUUCAGAGUAAAGGGUGCUAUCCAUAAGUUUUUCCCUUUUAAAGUCAUAGCAUAAAAUAACUCUGAUCUGCUUUUGUGAAUUCCAAGUAUUUUGGAACUAUUCCAGUAAAAAUCUUUUUAAGUAUCAGGUAUGGAUACACAAAUGCAGACUGCAUAGUUUCCACUGUGGUUUCUCCAUCCAGGAAAAAUCUGUAUUAUUUUUCAUUUUCCACUUGAGAAUCAGAGCCCAGUAUUUAAGUACUUCCAAGCCUAGAAGUCCAGGUAGGAACUUUGUUGUUUUAUCCCAUCUGUCUAAUAUUUUGAAAAUGUUACCAGAUAAGAAUGCUAUUCUUUUCCACUCACUUGAAUAAGAAAGAAUGGUCUCACAAGUGCAUAAUAUGGAACACAUAUAUUCCAAAGAGGAUGCAGAUUCCUUCUCUGCAUUGAUCUUCAUGAAUAUUGUCUACAUGCAGUCCUACUUUGUUGCUAAGAGUAAUUCACAGAUUUCACAGGGUAUUCCUAAUUGGAAGGGACCCACAGGGAUCAUCGAGUCCAACUCCUCAGUGAAUGGCUCAUAUGUGGAUUGAACCCACAACCUUGUUGUUAUUGCACCCUGCUCUAACCACCUGCUUUGGUUUGGGGUUUUUUUGUAAUAAUGUAAUAAGAUUUUGGAACCAUAUGUGGUCUCAGUCAUGAACCUGAUCAUCCCUGGCUGAGGUGGGAACUCAGAGCCAGCAAGGUUGGAUUCCAUACUGAAGUAAAGCAGCUUUAAAAUGCUCUGUUUUCCUUUGGGCAACAAUGACUGAUGGCCAAAGACAUUCCUCUUUCAAAAGUUAUUCCUGCUGACAGAUGGCAUUGCCAAAAAUUACUAUAACAAAUACUUGGCCAGUAUUUGUGAAAUUGCAUUAGUAUGCUUGAUUAUGCUAAUUAGGUUUAAACUGCAGAAGUACCAAAGAAGUGGAAGGGAAAUACACUCAUUUUAUUUCCUUCUAAAUUUUCCAAUAGCUCACUGAAUUCUAACAUGCAGUUGUGAGUGUCUAGGUAAUGAUAUUUCUCUAAAGAUAAAUGAGAUGUUAUAAAUCUUUUGCUUGCAGUAAACUGUUCAAAUGUGUGGCCUUCAAAAUUACUGUAAGUGCUCAAAUCAUAGAAAUAACGAAGGAAUCAAGGUGGGACAGCAGAAACACUCUUUCUCUAGGAAUCUAUCAGCAGCUUAGAAC
Manacus vitellinus (golden-collared manakin) is the source of this 2549-nucleotide messenger RNA. RefSeq names its product RAB36, member RAS oncogene family (gene RAB36). The coding region runs from base 171 to 968 and encodes 265 amino acids. NCBI's taxonomy places the organism in Eukaryota, Metazoa, Chordata, Aves, Passeriformes, Pipridae. Gene Ontology annotation, molecular function: GTPase activity; GTP binding. The record is from RefSeq and is a predicted model, not a curated record. The transcript has 11 exons.